AUGACGCUCACCAAAGGUUCCUUCACCUACUCCAACGGCGAGGAGUACCGCGGCGAGUGGAAGGAAGGUCGCAGGCAUGGCAUCGGGCAACUGACAUUUGCCGAUGGCACUGCUUACAUGGGGCACUUUGAGAACGGGCUCUUCCAUGGCUGCGGUGUGCUCACCUUCUCCGACGGCUCCAGGUACGAGGGGGAGUUUGUGCAGGGCAAGUUCAAUGGUGUCGGCGUCUUCACCCGUUGCGACAACAUGACGUUUGAAGGCGAGUUCAAAGGCGGGCGAGUGUAUGGCUUCGGUCUCCUGACCUUCCCCGAUGGCUCCCAUGGGGUGCCCCGCAACGAGGGCUUCUUUCUGCUAGGGCGGGAGAAGUGCACAGCCAUCAUCCAGAGGGCCCAGGGUGCCUCCAAGUCUGCCCACAACCUGACAGCAUGA
Molecule: messenger RNA, 429 nt
Organism: Acanthisitta chloris (rifleman)
Lineage: Eukaryota; Metazoa; Chordata; Aves; Passeriformes; Acanthisittidae
Gene: MORN4
Product: MORN repeat containing 4
Exons: 4
Coding region: 1-429 (142 amino acids)
Source: RefSeq, a predicted model, not a curated record